Manacus vitellinus (golden-collared manakin) is the source of this 1223-nucleotide messenger RNA. RefSeq names its product Rho guanine nucleotide exchange factor 16 (gene ARHGEF16). NCBI's taxonomy places the organism in Eukaryota, Metazoa, Chordata, Aves, Passeriformes, Pipridae. Gene Ontology annotation, molecular function: guanyl-nucleotide exchange factor activity. The transcript is spliced from 9 exons. The record is from RefSeq and is a predicted model, not a curated record. Bases 1 to 1134 code for a protein of 377 amino acids. Gene Ontology annotation, biological process: activation of GTPase activity.
AUGGAGCUCCUGGCAAUGCUUGGAAUUCCCCAAGCAGAAAGGUCCCAGGAGCCCCGGCUGUAUCAGGAGAUCCGUGAGAGAGGGCUGAACUCUGUCAGCCAUGAGUCAGACGAGGAUUUGCGGGAGGAAUCCAUCCCAGAGGAGCCAUCCCCUCUGGGUGCUGCUAUCGUGGUGCAGAGCUACCGCCCGGCGCAGGUGACCUGGAGCCAGCUCCCGGAGGUUCUGGAAGCAGGCAUCCUGCAGAGGAUAUGCCCCGAGGAGCGCAAGAGGCAGGAGGCAAUGUUUGAGAUCAUCACUUCUGAGUACUCCUACAUGCACAGCCUGAGUGUCCUGGUGGGCCACUUCAUGCGCUCGGAGGAGCUGAAGGAGACGAUGACGCAGACGGAGCAUCACCACCUCUUCUCCAACAUCGGGGACAUCCUGACGGUCAGCACGAGCUUCUUUGAAGACUUAGAGAAGCGCCACCAGGAAAACCUCCUGAUGCCUGACAUCAGUGACAUAGUGGAAGAACACGCCUCGAACCACUUCAACCCCUACAUCAGUUACUGCUCCAAUGAAGUCUAUCAGCAGAGGACACUGGAUAAGCUGCUAACCACAAACCCCUUAUUUAAAGAGACUCUGAAACAAAUUGAAAGGAAACCAGAGUGUGGAGGCCUGCCAAUGAUCUCAUUUCUCAUUCUCCCCAUGCAGAGGGUAACAAGGCUUCCUCUGCUCUUAGAUACGGUCCGUCAGCAAACAAACGCACACACUGCAGCGUACGGAGCUGCCACCCGGGCUCUGAAGGCCAUCAGCAAGCCCUUCCCGCUGAUCUCCGCGUCCCGCUGGCUGCGGAAGCGGGGGGAGCUGCACCUGCUGCUCUCGGAGGAGGCGGGAAUCUUCCGCCGCGGCGCCGGCCGGCUCUGCUACCUCUUCCUGUUCAACGACGUCCUCAUCAUCACCAAGAAGAAGAGCGAGGAGAACUACACGGUGAUGAACUACGCCACGCUGGACCAGGUCACCGUGGAGAAGGUGGAGAGCCCGGAUCCACCGUCCCCUGCUCCCGGGAAGGCUGGCGGGCACCUGCUCCGGGUGGUGCUGGAGAAGGACAGCGAGGGCCGGCGGGAGGAGAUCCUGCUGUCAGCAGAGACACUGUGAGUGGAAAGCCUUCAUCCUGAUGGGAAUGUCCCAGCUACUGCUGGCAGCAGGUACGCUGUCCCCAAGGCUUUCUCUGAUAUGGGCUUUCC